AUGUUUCGGUUAUCGAUUUUUGGGCCUCUUUUUCUUUGGAGUAUAUUUUUAAUUAUAAAAACAAACUGUUUUUAUUUUAAAGUAGAUAGUGAACUAAUAUCAAAAGAUUCGAAUAUUCGUAAAUGUUAUAAAGAACACUAUUUAAAUUUCCAAGGACAAAUAGUCCAAGUAUGUAAUGACAAAAUAGUUACAAACACUUCAAUAAGUAACAAUAUUUAUAUAUCUGCAUAUAAUACAGAAAAUAAAUGGGAAGAAAAAUUAAAAUUAUUUAAUGAUCAUACAAAAAGAAAAAUUGAAUAUUUUUAUAGUUUUAUAAAUAAUGAAAACUUAGUAAUAGUAUACUGUUUUAGUAAAUCAUUGAACUAUUCACCAUAUGAAUGUCACAAUGCAAUUUCUACAGAUUUAAUAACAUUUACAACUCAAAAAAUUAACAUCGAUUUUAAGUCAAUAGAUCCAUUAAGUUUACAAGAUUAUUCAAUAAGCGAAUUAGAUAUAUUUGAAAAAAAAUAUAUCCUUAUAUGUGGUCUAGAUACACAAAGAACACAAUACGGAGAAUAUAACAAAUUUAUUUUAUGUAAUGCCAGUUCUGAUGGUGGAAUUAAUUGGACGGAAAAAUUCACCUUCUUCGUAACAGGAGUUGAUCCCAAGUUAAAAUACACAAAACUAGUUCCUAAGAUCAAUGGAAAUGAAAUAGGAUUUCUAUAUUACUCUGAAAUAGAGAGUUUAAAUAGAUACUUAAAAUGUAAAUAUAAAGACGGAUAUGAUUAUGAAUGUUAUUUGGUAGGGUUGGCACGACUUGAAAGUUAUAUGUGGGACAUUUCAAAAAUCAGAGGAUAUUAUAUAUCAAUAAUUUCUAAUAAUAAACAACCACCACAUUAUAUAUAUUAUAUGCAUACUAAUAUAUAUACAAUCCCAUUAGAAGCCCCUACAAGUACGGAUGUAGAUUAUCAAAAAGGAAACUUAUUUCCUUUAGAUAGCUAUAGAUUAAUAUAUAAUUAUGUUGCUGGAAAGAAUAGCUAUACAUAUAUAUUAAAACAUACUGGUGCCGUUAAAUAUUGUGCACUAUUAUAUAUAAAAAGAGAGCACAUGAAUCCCGGAUUUGUUAAACAUGGAAAUAAAUAUAUAUGUACAAUUUUAUAUGAUGAUUUAAUUGUUGAUGGUGAUGAUAGAUAUUUUACUUUAGGAGUUUAUAAUGGUGCUAAACAUGAUAUAAGAAAAUGUUUCCAUGUUAAAUAUAAUAAAGAUUCAGAACCCGUUAAUAUAAUACAUAAAAUAGAAUCAAUAUAUGAAUAUAACAAUUAUAGAUUAUAUACAUUAUAUAUAAAAAAAGAUUUAGAAAGAUAUUUUAUUUUUGAUAUAACAUUAGAAUGUUAUUUAGGUGAAGAUUUUUUCUUAAGAUUAAAAUUAUAUUUUAAAAAUAAUUAUGUAUUACAAACUUCAGAUUUAAAUAAAAAUCAAAAUUCUAUAAAUCUAUAUAAUAAUAAUAUAAUCUACUUUACCCUACCAAGCCCAGAAUAUGAAAAAACGUUGAUGCCACAAUUAAAAUUUCCUCAAUAUACUAGAUAUGUUAAACUUCCUGAUAAAAAUUAUAUAUUUCAAUUACCGUCUUAUAUUAAAAACGAAGUCACGUUACAACUUCCUUUUGUCAAUAAAAAUAAUAUGAACAAUCAGGUGAUAAAAAAUGUCGUGAUCAAUCCAAGUAGCGAAAAUACACAAAAUAAUAAAAAUAUUGUUGGACUCGAUUUUUCUAAUGCUAAUAUAUGCGACUAUGCUAAUAUAAAUCCUAAUUGUGACAACAUUGUAAUAAAUGAAAAUAAAAUAAAUGUUACUAUUGAUACAAAAACUAAUCAAGAUAUACAGCUAGCUAUUAUAUGUCCUAUAACUAAAAAAAAUAAAAAUACAUGUUUUAAUGAUAUUUAUUUUAAUAAGAAAAAAAAAUUUAUUCGAGAUCACCUAAAAGAUCAACAAGGAUUAUUAACCAUAUAUCCAAAAAUGUACAUACAUGGAUUAGUAAAUGAUAAUACCCCAUAUGAAGAAUCCUUAUUGACUAUACCUAAAACUUAUAUUCAAAAAUUUAAUGAAAAAAAAAACAAUUAUAAUAACACCUUUAUUUGUAAGUGCCACUCAAAUGACAUCCUAUACGAAAUUACCUACACAUUCGUUUAA
Plasmodium yoelii is the source of this 2166-nucleotide messenger RNA. RefSeq names its product 6-cysteine protein. NCBI's taxonomy places the organism in Eukaryota, Apicomplexa, Aconoidasida, Haemosporida, Plasmodiidae. The coding region runs from base 1 to 2166 and encodes 721 amino acids. The record is from RefSeq and is a predicted model, not a curated record. The transcript has 2 exons.